AUGGCGAUCGACUAUUAGUCGCCAAAGAAGCGCGUGCUAUUGGAGGGACCUAUGGGAUUGAUGAGGCUCGAGAGCCAAUGAGACAGCGCCAAACGAGUGACCGCUCUCCAGUUAAAGGGGGCGUAAGAAGAGGUAGUGCCAGUCCACUGAGAAAGACAGACCCUCCGAGAUAAACACAGAAGAGCGAGAGAGAGAGAAAUAAACAUCCCGAUCCGAGAUGCUUCAAGAACGCACCGCGCGUUUAAACAAGACACAGUAAGCUAAUCAGUUGUUUUUUUCCGACUCGUUUUAAACGGGAAGGCGCUAAGGAAUUUAUUUCCCUUUGACUGGGAUUUUAAGUUAGAAGUUAUAGAAAAGAAGAAAAAAAUAUAGACGAUCUGAGUAAGAGCGCGUCUGAUUUUUUUUUCCGUGUGUGAGGAUUAGUAUAUAAGUUUUACCUCAUGUCGUGUUUUCAGAUCUGGAAGUUAUUACUUCCAUAGCUAACAGGCUUCUCUGUUUAUUUGGCGUUUAUCAGGGCCGUCACAGGCAAACUGGUUUAAACAAAAUUUGUAUUAAGUAAGAAAUAUGUUACUGGACGCUGGGCACCAGUUCCCUGGCUUGGGAGUGGGAACAUUUGCGAGGCAUCACGCGGCGAGCGACAUGCAGGACAGGGACUUGAGUUUAGCGCAGAACAGCUUCGUUGAUUCUGCGCACAUGGGCGCUUUUAAACUGAACCACGAUCUCUCCCCCGGACAGAGCUCUGCGUUCACCUCACAAGCCCCCGCUUAUCCCGCCGCGGCACUGGGCGCGCACGCGGCUCAUGUCACCUCGUAUGCGAGCUCGCCGUUCAACUCGACGCGGGACUUUCUUUUCCGCAGCCGAGGUUUCGGAGAAUCGCCCCCGGCGAGCGGCCAGCAUGCCAUCUUCGGCCCCACUGCGGGGUCCCUGCACCAUUCCCACGCAGACAGCCAAGGCCACAUCCUGUUCCCUGGAAUCCACGACCAGCACGCCUCUCAUGGAUCCCCAAACGUGCUCAACGGGCAAAUGCGCCUUGGACUACCGGGCGAGGUAUUCGGACGAUCAGACCAGUACCACCAGGUCUCAAGCCCUCGAACCGACCCUUAUUCAGCAGCCCAGCUCCACAACCAGUACGGCUCCAUGAAUAUGAAUAUGGGGAUGAACAUGGCAGCGCAUCACCACCAUCCCGGUGCCUUCUUUCGCUACAUGCGGCAACAGUGCAUCAAGCAAGAGCUUAUCUGCAAAUGGAUCGAUCCGGAGCAGUUGAACAACCCUAAGAAAAGUUGCAAUAAAACUUUUAGCACAAUGCACGAGCUUGUCACCCAUGUCUCAGUUGAGCACGUCGGAGGACCGGAGCAAAGCAACCACGUCUGCUUUUGGGAAGAUUGUCCGCGGGAAAGCAAACCAUUCAAAGCUAAAUACAAAUUAGUGAAUCACAUUCGCGUACACACAGGAGAGAAACCUUUCCCCUGUCCGUUCCCUGGUUGUGGCAAAGUAUUCGCACGAUCAGAGAAUUUGAAGAUUCACAAGAGAACACACACAGGGGAGAAACCAUUCCAGUGUGAGUUUGAAGGCUGCGACAGGCGCUUUGCAAACAGCAGUGACCGGAAGAAGCACAUGCACGUGCACACGUCAGACAAACCAUAUUUGUGCAAAAUGUGCGACAAAUCCUACACUCAUCCCAGUUCUCUUCGAAAGCACAUGAAGGUUCACGAAUCUUCCCCGUCAGGGUCCGACUCGUCACCGGCAGCCAGUUCUGGAUAUGAGUCGUCCACACCCCCCGGGCUGGUGUCACCCUCCACCGAGACCCAGAGCAACACUAACCUGUCGCCCUCGUCCGGCGUACACAGCUCAAACGCACACAGCGGCCUGUCGUCCAACUUCAGUGAGUGGUAUGUUUAGGACUGGAUUAGUCCACAAAGAUGUAUUUCACAUACAUACCCACAAACACACACUGAUCCAGUAAGACCUGGGGUCUAACUGAGACUUGUACAACUACUAGGCCUAAGCCUGUAUCUUGCGCUAUUCUCCCGGGAGUGAUCCUCAUCAACCGAAGAAACGUGCACAAAGAAGCACUCAUUCUCUUGUAAAUACUUUGCACCCUUUUCCCAAUUGCUGUAAUAGAUUUUGUCAGGUUUUUAUUUUUCAUUCUUUGGUGUAUAGAUGUCGCUUCAAUGGUAGCUAUUUCUCUAACCAGACUUUUAGUGCACAUAUUACGAUAAAAGUUGUACAUGGUCAUAAAUAUUGUGCUCUCAUAAUGGCAAGCUGAUUGUACCUAAAACAUCUAUUAACUGGUAUGAGUGCCAAAGUCAACACUUAACGAAGACGAACACAAUAUUUGCUUGUGAAUGUAUAUUUUUCGUUUGCUGGGCUUAACUUGUGAUGUUCUGUGCUUUGCAAGUUCAAAUUGUGAAAUAUAUUUGGAAGAUGUGAGGAAAAUACACGUCGUGCAGUUCAAUUUUCUGCUACCACACCCUUCCUUUUGUAAAUAUCGACUGCCAUAUUUAUCCAUUUGUAAUUAAAUUAUGGUAUUUACUUGCAACAGAUGAAACAAUAUUUAUAAAGAAUGUUUCUUUACUAUAAAUAUGUACAAUUACGAGCUGAACAGGGGCAGGUGUUUUGUUAUGUGUUUUUGUUCAAAAGUUCAAGAGGUGUUUUCUCCAUUAUUGUGAUAAAAAAAAUACUGCAUACAAAUAUAAUAAAAUGUGGUUCAAGUGUUAAACUGUUCAUAA
This is a messenger RNA of Clarias gariepinus (North African catfish), 2729 nucleotides long. RefSeq names its product zic family member 2 (odd-paired homolog, Drosophila), a (gene ptprjb.2). Lineage: Eukaryota; Metazoa; Chordata; Actinopteri; Siluriformes; Clariidae. Gene Ontology annotation, molecular function: RNA polymerase II cis-regulatory region sequence-specific DNA binding; DNA-binding transcription factor activity, RNA polymerase II-specific. The record is from RefSeq and is a predicted model, not a curated record. Gene Ontology annotation, cellular component: nucleus. The coding region runs from base 565 to 1899 and encodes 444 amino acids. The transcript is spliced from 3 exons. Gene Ontology annotation, biological process: central nervous system development; regulation of transcription by RNA polymerase II.